Magallana angulata is the source of this 971-nucleotide messenger RNA. RefSeq lists its product as uncharacterized. The transcript is spliced from 2 exons. Gene Ontology annotation, molecular function: protein binding. Bases 1 to 735 code for a protein of 244 amino acids. Lineage: Eukaryota; Metazoa; Mollusca; Bivalvia; Ostreida; Ostreidae. The record is from RefSeq and is a predicted model, not a curated record.
AUGACUCACGUGAUUGUUCUAAUGCUGGUGUUCUGCGGGGUCAGUGGAUCUGCAACAACGGAAGCCCCCUUCUCACCAAACGAGCUGUCUGGAAACAUUACAAACGCCGCAGUACAGGGGUUUUCUGAAAACAUUACAAACGCAGUACCCUUUUACGAUCCCUUCCCAGUGAAUCAACAAGAUAUCGACAACUUCAGACAGCAGCUGAAUCAAGAGUCACUAAUCAGGCUGUCCCUAACAAAUCAGAUGUACUCACUGUUGAAGGACGUCAUUGUGAUGAAAAAACAAAUGGGACAGAUGGAUUCAAUCAUACAAGAGUUAGCACACCGCAAGAACUCAGACAAGGAAGCCGUCUUUUUUCAUGCCUCCAUUUCUAAGCAUCUUCAAUUUGAAAGAAAUACCCCCGUAAACAUUAUUUACGACACUGUAUUGUCCGAUUCACACAAAGCCUACAGUUUUCAGAGCGGAGUCUUCACAGCGCCAUCUAGUGGGCUAUACAUAUUUUCGUGGUCAUCGUUAGUGGAGGCACAGAAAAUCCUUAACACCGAACUUAUCGCAAACGGAUUAGUAAAAGGCCGUAGCAAUUGCUACAAUGAGGGGGGUCCUGGGUAUGAAAACUGUUCUGGUACUGUUCCCGUUAUCUUAAAAGCUGGAGAUACAGUUAACAUCAGAACCCAUAAAGGAAAUUAUGUAUAUGGAGAUGGCUGGUCCAGUUUCAAAGGCUGGAAAAACUAACCAUCGUACAGUGAUGAUCUGUUUUAUUACUGCUCGGAAAACAUGUUGAACUUUACUUUCUUUUAGGUUUAACAUUUCAUGUUUAUUAUAAACAAAUUUGAUAUUAUUUCGCCUAAUUACUGUUUUUUUCAAUUUCGGCUUCUUUAAGACUAAUAGUCAAUUUCAAGUAGUUUUCAUAGGUGAACAGUUUAUGCAUUUUCUGUUAUUUUAUAACUCAAGAUAUUUUAAUGUUUACG